Molecule: messenger RNA, 3196 nt
Organism: Moneuplotes crassus
Lineage: Eukaryota; Ciliophora; Spirotrichea; Euplotida; Euplotidae
Source: the annotation of a GenBank genome assembly
UUUUUUAAAUUUGACAAAUGGACUUUGAUUUGAAUAAUCAAGAUCUGGUUCAAGACCACGAAGAGAAAAUAUGAGAUCCAGAUGAUGCCAAACCAGCCAUCACUGGUAAUGAUGCUCACUCCGGAGGGGAUAACAGUGACAGUGAGAAAGAAGACCAACAGGAGGAGGACUUUAAAGUUGAUGAUAGCUGUCCACUUGAAGAGCAAUUUCCUAUGAGAAAUACCUUCACAUUCGGCGAUUUGACUAUUUCGAGUAAUUUUGAUGCUGGAAAUUUAAGAAAAUGAGUCAAAGCCACCACUUGUUCUGGUAUAAUUCAAAAAGAUAAAAGUUCGGUCAAAGAUAAUGGUGACGAUUGAACUAAUAAGUUUGAUAUGUGGAUAUCCUGUGAUGGUCUCCCAUACAGGACAUCCGGGAUGCGCACUUGGUUCUAUUUUUAUGUUCUAGGAGCAAAGAAAAACCAAAAAUUAAAAUUCUCAGUCAAAAAUAUGAACAAUCAAGGAAAAUUAUUGAAAAUGGGACUUAGGCCUGUAUAUAGAGUAAUUCCUAAAGGAAAGUACUGGCAAAAAGUUUCAGGAAAUACUACCUGGAGCAAAGGGCAAUAUGGCCUAGAGGUGAAUUUCGAGCAUACUUUCACAGCCGGACCUUCAGAAAGAGUCUAUUUUGCCUUUACUUAUCCUUUCAGCUAUCAUGACAUUCAACAGAAAACAUUAAAAAUUGAACAAAAACUUGAAAAUAAAAGCAAAUAUGAUCAUGUUUAUUAUCACAAAGAGCUUCUUGGGAGAUCUAUUGAAAAUAGAAGAGUUGAUCUCAUCACUCUAACCUCUAAAACAGGUAUGACUGAAGAACACGAAGAUCUGAUCGAGAACUGAUUCCCAGAGCAUGAGGGGGAUAAAUCAAAAAGACCGUUUAAAUUUGAAAAUAAAUAAGACUGUAUUUCUUUCUGCAAGAGUUCAUCCAGGGGAAACUCCUGCCUCUUUUGUAUUAAACGGGAUAUUUGACAUCCUUCUUAACACUAAUCGGCCAUACGGGAAGUAUUUAUUGGAUUUAUUCGUGUUCAAGAUCAUUCCAUGCUUGAAUCCUGAUGGUUGCUCUAGAGGUUACUUCAGGCUCGACACAAAGUGACAGAAUUUGAAUCGGUAUUAUCAGAAUCCUACAAUCGAGAAACAGCCGACGAUUUAUGUGACGAAGCAAGCUAUUAUUCAGCAGUCUAAUUAUGGAGUUCUACAGUAUUACAUAGACUUACAUGCUCAUGCCACUAAGGUUGGGUGUUUUUUGUUCGGAAAUGCACAUAAAGCAGAACGAAUGUUAGACAACCUCAUGCUUGCUAAAAUGAUUUCAAUGAAUUCUCUAAACUUCGACAUUACUGAAUGAUGCUUUUCUGAGAAAAACAUGAAGGUUAAAGACUCUAAAAGCGGUCUAUCAAGGGAAGGAAGUGGCAGAGUUGGGAUUUACAAAGCAACCGAUUGCACUCAUUGAUAUACUCUGGAGUGAAACUAUGCAUCUGGAAAGAAGUUAUCUCACCUGCCUCCGAAAUACAAUAAGGAGAAGAAAAUAAUUGAGCCAGAAUCAUACAUAACUGAUCCUAAAAGCUAUAUGUACAGGAACAAGCCACCAGUGUAUAAUAUAGAUAUCUUCGAGAAUAUUGGAAGAGCAACUAUGAUAUCUUUCCUAGACUUGGCUAAUAAGAACCCUAUAUCCCGAGUGCCAAAAUCUAUUUAUAAAGAUGUUGAAAAUAUGCGUCUGGAGCUUUCCCUUCAGAACAAUAUAAAUGUAGCAGAAGCUAAGAAAAGAAAGGAAGUGCUGCUCCGGAAAUAAGCUCGAGCAACAAGAAAGAGCUACUCAGGGACCUCAGCCUUGGGUCCAUAAAAGAGCAGUAAUCACUCCUAAUACUUCUAACAGGAUCAGUAAACUUCAUCGAGGGCAAUCCUGUAUCGGAGCAGAUAUAGUUAUCAAUAAGGAAGAAGAGAAGCCUACUAGGUCUGCUAAGCCUAGAAGUAGUUCAUUAAAUCACCAUAAUACGAAUAAAUCUAGGAAGUUACUAAGAAAACAAGGCACCAAAUAUACUAGAAAUUCAAAUCAUCUGUCGAUAAAGCAGCGUAAGAAAGGCCAGGAUGAUCGUGAGAAAGAGAUGAGGAAUACCAAGGAGCUUAAUUGUGCCAAGAUUGACAAUAUCAAAGAAAAUCAAGCUAUAAACCCUCAUAACCAAAGCCAUUUCAGAUUAGAAAAAUAAGUUGAAGAGGAAAUUGGUAAAUAAGAAUUACAAAAAUGGGUCAGUCAAAGGAAUCGAUGAGUUCCUUAGAUCAAGAUCAAAGCAGCCAAGACAAAGUGUCAAAUUAUCAGAGAUUAAUCCGUGUAUCUCCACCUGUGGGUAUAACAGAAGACAAGAUAUGGGACAGUUUAGGAACCCUAUGGAAAAUCUAGAUGACUCAGAAAUAUAUCCUCCUAACACCAAUGGUCAGAAUAUUUUUAAAAACUCUUCAUCUAAUUCAAAUAGCAGGGUUGGAAAACGGAAUGCGAGCCACAUAAUCAAUGGCCAUCAGAACCUUACGGGAGAGACUGACUCCUACUUCAGGACAGGUCAGGAUCAUAUAGAUGAGUAUCCUGAUUUUCCACUAGAGAUAGAAAAUGAGAUAAAAUAUUUGAAUAAGCCGAACCUCACCCACAAGGAAAUCAUUAUGCAAAAUAGACAACUUGCUCAGAACUAUCCAAGAUUGGGCAAAUUUGAUGACAGAAGUUUGGAUGAAAGAGAUUGCUGGGAAAAUAGAGAGUACGUCCAGCAACACCAUUUGAACGAAUCCACCCAGAAUUCGUCAAAGGUUAUGGAUAUCUCAGAUUCUAGCAGAAGUAGAUUUAUGAGCAAUCAACUGACAGAUCGACAAGUUGUUAGAAAUUGAAAUAAGGUUGACAUCAAGUACCAAUUUCCACAGAUAGCUCAUAAAUCAAAAUACACCAAAUAGCAUCUUAAAUUCUAAUGGAAGGAUUCAGUUCAUGCCUCCUUCAAUUCCUGGUCCUAAUGCUUGCACUGCUGUGAAGACAGGGAUGCUGAUAAUCGGAGGUAAUUCUAUAGGACCUGGAUCUAGUUAUUACAAAGAUCAGAAGAUAUUAAAGAAGUUGAAAAGAAGAAAGACGUUGUCAAAGAUGCGCAACAAUAAAAAGAUAAUAGUGAACAACUAAAGCUCUACAUAUUCAUAGUUAU